This is a messenger RNA of Bactrocera tryoni, 568 nucleotides long. RefSeq names its product glycine-rich cell wall structural protein-like. Bases 72 to 470 code for a protein of 132 amino acids. The transcript has a single exon. The record is from RefSeq and is a predicted model, not a curated record. Lineage: Eukaryota; Metazoa; Arthropoda; Insecta; Diptera; Tephritidae.
UCGGACUUCUAACCGAACAGAACACAAGGGUCGUGUCAUCACAAAAAAAAAAACUAAAGAACUCUGACAAAAUGCGCUUUUGCAUUAUAUUCGCACUCAUCGUAGCGAUCUACGCCGACGCCGAUAAAGCGUCCGAGCAAUCGAUGGUUGCAGCUGUGAAGGCACUACCCACUGAAGAGCAAAGGGCUGUCGCUGGCGCUGAGGUGCAGCCCAACAGCUUGCUGGAGGAUGUGGAUGCCGGCGGUGAGCAUGCGGAAGAAGCCGAGCGUGCAGCGCGUAGUUUCGGCUGGGGCGGUUACGGUGGAUAUGGUGGAUUUGGCGGUUUCGGCGGCUACGGCUACAAGCGUUGGGGUGGCUACGGCGGCUACGGGGGCCACCGAGGCUAUGGUGGUUAUGGAUACCGCCCGCACUAUGCUGUUGUUUAUCGGCAACCUUAUUACCAUGGUUAUGGUCACAAAUAUUGGGGUUGAGUGCGGAUUUGUAAAAAUAUUAAAAUGUGAUUUAAUACGAUUAUAGGAUCUACUAAGAAGUAAAAUAAAUUAAUUUUAAAUAACAACUUAGUAAUGCA